This is a messenger RNA of Aphanomyces invadans, 915 nucleotides long. RefSeq lists its product as hypothetical. Gene Ontology annotation, molecular function: peptidyl-prolyl cis-trans isomerase activity. The coding region runs from base 1 to 915 and encodes 304 amino acids. Lineage: Eukaryota; Oomycota; Saprolegniomycetes; Saprolegniales; Verrucalvaceae. The record is from RefSeq and is a predicted model, not a curated record. The transcript is spliced from 3 exons. Gene Ontology annotation, biological process: protein peptidyl-prolyl isomerization.
AUGAGCCGCGGCAGCGACAAGGUCGUGUACGAAGUGGCGGGGGUCCUGACGGACCCCAACUUUCAGCGCAUGCGGCACCUUGCGCUGGACCUCCGCGACCACGAGUCGUCCGUGUCGAUUCUCAUGCGAUCGAUGGUGGAAGCGGACUUUGGGCCGUACUUGACGUCGCGGGGUCUCACGCGCCAGUUUCCGAACCACCCCAAGUCGGCGCCGAUUGCAUUCAUGCACGACACGUCCGCGAACAACAACGACGACGGUGACGGGGAAGGGACCAUGAACACAUACAUUGGCGACGCGGAUGCGUUUGUCGAGUUUUGCGCGCAAAAGUACGGGAUCGCCGACCAACUCACCCACCGAGACUGUCUCCAGCACUCCACCGAAGCAUGGGACGCCUACCGCGCACACUCACGCAAUCUGUUUUGUUUUCUGAAAUUUGCCACCGACGGCCAAGUGUACCACGAUCGCGUGAUCGUAGAGUUAUUCGACGACGUUUGCCCCAAGGCUUGCGAAAACUUUGCCGCGCUGUGUCGCCCGGAGACCCAGCACGGAUACGCCGGCCUUCCCAUCCACCGCAUUGUGCCCGGAGGAUGGAUCCAGGGCGGUGACGUCGUCACUGGCGGUCGCGGCGACGGCGUUGGUGGCAGUGCGCUCAACGAAGAAGGGGUGUUCGAGGACGAAGCAUUCUCUGUGUCCCACGAUAAAGCUGGCAUUUUGUCCAUGGCGAACAACGGACCACACACGAAUGGAGCGCAGUUCUUCAUCACGCUCGCGCCGCUGCCAUGGCUUGACAAGUCCAAAGUGGUAUUUGGACGGGUUGUCAGCGGAAUGAAGACGAUCGAAGCGAUUGGGAAGCUCGAAACAGUGUACGAACGCCCCGUGCUCACGUGCAGCAUCGCCGCGUGCGGACAGCUAUAG